Triticum turgidum subsp. durum (durum wheat) is the source of this 504-nucleotide messenger RNA. Lineage: Eukaryota; Viridiplantae; Streptophyta; Magnoliopsida; Poales; Poaceae. The record is from the annotation of a GenBank genome assembly.
AUGGCGAGGCUCCUCCUCUUCGCUGCUAACCACACCGCCGGAGCACCCGGGGCGGCGACUCUCGUCCUUGUUAUCCUCGUCGUCCUGGUGGUGGCGGCGGUCGUGGUGUCUCUGUGCACCAGCAGCACGCACGAGAAGCUGUGGGGGCAGCAGCGGGGGUCCUCCUCGUCCGCGCCGCUGGCCAAGGCGGACAGCAGCGUCGGCGCGAGCAACCGGAAGCACCUGCUGUCGGCCACGCUCAGCGGGAUCGGCGGCAAGGCGGCCAGGAUGGUGUCGUGGAACAGGCGGUCUCCGUCCGGCAGCAGCGACGACGACGAGGAGGCGGUGGCCGCUCUGGGGCCGGAGGACGACGAGGCCGUGUGGAGGAAGGCCAUCAUCAUGGGGGACAAGUGCCGGCCGCUCCAGUUCUCCGGGCACAUCGCCUUCGACUCCGACGGCAACCAGCUGCCGCCCCCGCCACCGGCAAGCAAGAAAGCCGCCCCCGACGUCCAAGCCAAGAACUAA